This is a messenger RNA of Aplosporella prunicola CBS 121167, 3127 nucleotides long. RefSeq lists its product as uncharacterized. The record is from RefSeq and is a predicted model, not a curated record. Gene Ontology annotation, molecular function: cysteine-type deubiquitinase activity; cysteine-type endopeptidase activity. Bases 188 to 2689 code for a protein of 833 amino acids. Lineage: Eukaryota; Fungi; Ascomycota; Dothideomycetes; Botryosphaeriales; Aplosporellaceae. Gene Ontology annotation, biological process: protein deubiquitination. The transcript has 6 exons. Gene Ontology annotation, cellular component: cytosol; nucleus.
CACCUUGCCCGCUCCUUUUCCGGACCGCUGCCAAGUGUCCAACAGCCACCUUGGCGCCCGCACCGCUCACGCCCAACGGCUACGCAAUCUUCUCGCAUCGCGCGCAGCCCGCCUUCACUCCGACUCGACGGCUGCCUACCCCACACAGCGCCUCAGCCCACCCCCGUCUCGCCCGCCUGCUUCAUGGAUGUCUGCGAAGUACGGCGGAGAGAUCAUGGAGGGAGUAUCGCGCUUCCUGAGCAGAAAGGGCCGCCGCGCCGCCGGUGACAGCAAACGCAACGCCAACACCACCAAGCCACCACCAGCUGUUUCCGCCGACCUCUACAAGAUAUUUUCCGCCGAAGAUGAGAAGAAGCAAGACAAGGAAGAGGCGCAAAAGGUCAAAGCCAUCUCCCAGCGCCUGGCGGCUCUUGGAAUCACCUCCCUGAAGGAGUCGCAAAUCCAGUAUGCGCUGCGAUCCAAGACCGUCAAUGGAGACAUGAAAGAGGCGUUGGAGAUGCUGGUUUUGUUCCAAGACUCACUAGAAGGCAUACUGCGAGAUUACAACCCGAACACGAAAUUACUGGGCGCGGAGAAUAGGGAAUCGGUAACCUGUUACCUGGAUGCCCUGUUGUUUGCCAUGUUCGCCAGACUCGACUCAUUUGAGGCGAUGCUUUUCGACUCUUUUACCGAUGAGCCGAGGAAACGAUUGUCAUCCGUCUUGCGACUAUGGGUGAACCUACUUCGCGCCGGCAAGCUCAUCACGACCGAUGUCACCAAACAUUUACAGGAGGCUUUGAAGAGCUGCGGAUGGGAAGAGGCGGCUCAAUUGGCCCAACAAGAUACCUCGGAGGCAUUUACUUUUAUUACCGGGCAGCUAGAAUUGCCGCUACUGACCCUGAAGAUGGACAUCUAUCAUACCGGCAAAGAGGAUGUCGCGGAUGAUCACAGAUUUGUUAAUGAGCGUCUUCUGGAAGUCGCGAUCCCGGAGUAUGAUCCGACCCGUACCGAGCCCAUAAAACUGGAAGAGUGUCUCGAAAUCUACUUCAACAACAGGAUUGAAGUCAGGAGACAUCUCGAGCGAAGAACCACGUUGGAACGGCAAGGGCAAGCGCAGCCACAUUUGGACAGACUUCCAGAAAAAUCAUCAGCAAUGCACGUGGAGGCGGUGGAGGAAGGUUCGGCAUCCAGCCCUGGAGGGGAGUCGCCGGCUGCACCGUCCUACAGCGCAGCUCCGACAUACAACAGUCUUUUCAGCGAACGCCACAUAGAGGAAGGAGAGUCAUCGGACCACAAACAUCCAGAUGGAAGGCAUGGACGGCCACGAGCAGUGUCGGCAGCCAAGAAAGAGAUCACCAUGCCGGCAUGGCAGUUCUUCAGUCUGAUACCGUGGUACACGGAUAAUGCACCAGCAAACGACGCACAAGUAGCGGCGCAUUUCGCGGCGAAACGUCCGAUUUUAGGCAUCUGUCUCAAGCGGUACAUGAUGAUGCCGAAUGGCCAUCCGAAACGCUUAAACACUUACAUCGACAUUCCGUUAGAGAUUGCCUUGCCUCAUUUCAUCUCAGAUGAGCAUAUGCACGAAGAAGGACCCCUCUUUGGAAACUUCCAGCUGGUUCUGCAAUCGGUCGUGUGCCACCGAGGCGUAUCGGUCGACUCGGGGCACUACGUGUCACUGGUGCGAGGCACCGAGCCUACCGCACGCUCGAGCCACGGGCACGACCCGUACCGGUCAGAGCCGGACGAAGUCAGCGCACCAUGGAUGCGUUUCGACGAUCUCGCCAAAGAUCGUGUGACGUACGUUGAUAUCGAGCAGGCGCUGAAAGAAGAGUGUCCAUACCUGCUCUUCUACCAAGUCUGCCCCAUCGACGAGGAGCUCGCACGCGGCAAUCCGCCCACGUACGAAGAAGCCAACUCGGAAGCAACCGCGGACGACACAUUCCUAGCCGAAAAAGGCGAGCUCAUAAUCGACAACUCCGACAACGAGCAACGGCCCAGCUUCGAGCUCGCGGACUCGCAAGUCCUGACGUCGGGGCAAGAAAGCGCGGCCGACGACCGAGGGCGAUCCUCGUUCAACAGCACGCGCCAGAGCAUCAUGUUCGACGAAGCGAGCCUGAACUCGCGCGCGCCCACGGGCCCAUCCACACCGGCCGACGACAGCAAGCCCAGCUUCCUCUCGUCGUCACGGCGCGGCUCCAAGGCCAAGAAAGCCGGCUCCUCGGGCGGCAGCAAGUCGCGGCCGACGAGCCAGAGCGGCGAGGGCCGCCUCAGCAUCACCAUGUCGCGGCUGACGGGGCGGCGCAGCCGCGACAAGCUCAACGACGUGCUGGCGACGGAGUCGGCGCCGCCGAGCGCGACGUGGCCGGCCAGCGGCGGCGGCAGCACGACGAUGGUGGCGAUGGCGAACGCGAGCGCUGACGCCGACGUGGCGGGGGAUCCGGCGAACCCGCUCGUGCUGGUCGACCCGCCGGGUGGGGGUGGGGGCGGGGGGACCGGCAGCGCGGCAUCGAGUUUCUCGAAGGCGGCGACGAGCACGGCCGCGGCGAUUGGGCGGGGGAAGAGGAAGGAGAAGAAGCGCGGAAGGAGUGGGAGCGUGCCGUUGGAUGGGGGGGAGGGGGAGGGCGACGAGAAGAAGAAGGAUAAGGAGAAAGAGAAAGAGAAGCGGAAGAGUAGGCGGAAGCCGCCUGAGCGGGAGUGUGCGCUUAUGUGAUUUGUUGUUGUUGUUGAUGAUGAUGAUGAUGGUGGUGGUGGUUGGUGGUGGGCUGCUUCAUACCCUUCUUGUUCUUGUUGAUUGCGCGCUUCUUCUCCGUUUUUUCUUCUUUUUUCCCGCGAUUUGGCGGCGCGGACAUCGCAGUGAGCGAGCAAGCGAGCAUACGUACAGUACUAGUGAGCGAGCGAGCGAACGAGCUAGCGCAUAGGUAGGCUGGCAUGGUUGGGAGCUGACUUGGGUUGGUUGGGUUCUUAGGAUUUGGGUUUGGUUGGGUUGGGUUGGGUGGUGGUGUGCUUGCAAGGGAAGGGGGAGGCCAUACCUGCUAUGUAUAUUUGACUUGAGCGUGCUUGAGUGACUGGGUGGCUGCUUGCUUGCUUGCUUGCGUGCAUAGAGAUACAUACAUACAUACAUAUAUACAUAUAACGAGUACAUACGGAC